AGUUAGAUCAGAUGAAGAUUUUCAUCCAAUUACGUUACAAAAUUUGAUGUUCAGUUGGUCAAUUCUAGCAAUUGGAUUGAUAAGUGCGACAAUUAGCUUCUGUGUUGAGGUUUUUAUGACAAAAAAAUCAAUGUUAAGUGUCAUUUCUUUCAUGAAAAAUGUUAAGGAUAAAACUCUGGAAUUGGUCACAAGAAUUAUCAUUUUAUGGCCACGACGCUUUGUUGUAUUUUUUCGUAAACAAUAAGGACUUUCAAUCAUUUGGACGACAUCUUUGUUUAUUUGGAAACAAAUGCGGCCAUAUUGAAUUUCUCCGAGGCAUUGACAUACAGCGCCAGUGAUUGAAACAUAACCAUAAAAUUUGAUAGUUAUUGUAAACAACUGCAAAUUAAGUUUUCUGUUACCUCAAUGAUUUACAUAUUUUCAAUAAUAUUUUUUAUGAAUAAAACAAUAAAGUUGUAAUGAGUGUAUGUAUUUGAAUAUAUAAUAAAGAAAUAAGAUAAAAUAAAGUAUAUUUUAUCAUGAUUCUUUGGAUCGUGUAUUAUACAGUGAGCUUCUUAAUUGUUAAAAGUUCUCAAACAGAAUCACAAGGGUAUUGUGCAAUUUAUAAUGGUAAAAUAUGUAAAAAAUACCUUAAUGGUGUUGGUAAAGUUUGGUUUAAUAAUUCCCAGGAUAACCCUGGGAGUUGGUUGAAUGAAAAAAUAACCUCUGAUUUAUGGGAAGAAUUAAUUUCUACAUUAAAAGAACCAUGUCGUUCAGCAGCUGAGAAAAUGCUAUGUGUAUAUGCAUUUCCAUUGUGCCACAAAUCAGAACGAUUACCAUUAUGUUAUGAAGAUUGUAUGGCUAUUCGCCAUGAAUUUUGCUUUAAUGACUGGGCGCUUAUUGAAGACAAUAAACAGAGAAAAAUUUUUAUUAGAUCUCGUGGCCACUUUCGGCUUCCUGAUUGUGAUGAACUGCCAAAAUUAGAGGAAGAUAAAGUUACAUGCUCUCAUGUUCAUUUAACAGAUGUCAAUCAAAAUUUAGUGACAUAUGAUUGUGUAUUAGACAAUGGCCGUUAUUACAUGGGCAAAAUGAACAAAACUAAAACAGGUCUUGACUGUCAGCCAUGGAAUAGCCAAGAACCUCAUAGCCAUAACGAACCGCCAAAUGUUUUUCCUCAAAUCAAAUUUGGAGAAAAUUUUUGUCGAAAUGCCGGUGGUGAUGAACCAAUGCCUUGGUGUUUUACAAUGGACCCUAAGAUUCGUUGGCAGCAUUGUGACAUUCCAAUUUGUGAUAAUUCAACAAACUUUAUUUGGGAUACUGAACACAAAAAUGUAGCAACAGAGAUUGUUUUUACAUCAACAUUUACCAUGAUUCUAUCAGCAUUGGGUUUUAUUAUCAUUGUUGGUUCCCUGAUGGCUAUUUUUCUUAGCCAGAGAUUUAAAAAACAUGAUGGCUAUGUUUCUCCAGAGGCUCGGGAUAUUAAUAUUGAUCUGGAUAAACUUCCGAGCAAUGAUGCCUAUCACAAGACUGGAGCCCAGCUAAACCCCAAGCUAGAAAAACUAGAGUUCCCCCGCAACAACAUCAUUUAUGUUCGAGACCUUGGUCAAGGAGCAUUCGGUCGUGUAUUUCAAGCAAAAGCCCCAGGAUUGAUUCCCGGAGAGGAAUUUACAAAUGUUGCAGUGAAAAUGCUUAAGGAAGAAGCUUCUGAUGAUCUACUGGUGGACUUUGAAAGAGAAGCUUGUCUUCUAGCUGAGUUUGAUCACCCAAACAUUGUCAAGCUUCUUGGAGUCUGUGCUCUAGGUCGUCCUAUGUGUCUUCUUUUUGAAUACAUGGGUCGUGGUGAUUUAAAUGAAUUCCUACGGUCAUGUUGCCCUGAUAAUUAUAAAUUCACCAACGGUGAUGUCACACAUUCUAAUCUGAAUCAAAAAAAUUGGCAAAAUGGUACUGAUAAUUCCAAACUAUCACACAUGGAUUUGAUCAACAUUGCAAGACAAGUUGCCUCUGGUAUGGUGUAUCUAUCAGAUCGAAAGUUUGUCCAUCGAGAUUUAGCAACGCGAAAUUGUUUAAUCAAUGAUGAGAUGGUUGUAAAAAUAGCUGACUUUGGUCUCUCACAGAAAAUUUAUCUCCAAGAUUACUAUAAAGGUGAUGACCAAGAUGCUAUUCCAGUUCGGUGGAUGCCACUGGAAAGUAUUCUCUACAAUAAAUACACUAUUGAAUCGGAUGUUUGGGCUUUUGCUGUCUGUCUAUGGGAGAUAUUCAGCUUCGCACUUCAACCUUAUUAUGGUAUGACCCAUGAAGAGGUGGUAAAGUACAUCAAAGAAGGUAAUGUCCUGAGCUGUCCUGACAACACACCUCCUGCUAUCUAUGGACUCAUGAAGAUUUGCUGGAAUAAGAAACCAUCAGAUCGACCAUCAUUUCGGACAAUCUAUCAGACCCUAGAUGACAUCAAACAUCAACUUGAAGCUGAGAACAAAUCGAACAGUAUUCCAUUAAGAAUUCACGUUUAAUGUGACGGUAUUUUUUAGUUUUGAUAAAGCAGAAUAAUUUUUUAAAUGAUUUUUUAAAGUAAAAUCAUCACGUGUCAUUUGCACAACAUUGGCAUGAGAUACUUAAUUGAUAAGAGACUGCCACAAUAGAACAUUAAACAUCAAACUUUAGGAAUAAAACAAGUCUGCCGUUAGACUUACGUUCAUUUGGUUACCAGGGUAUAGGUUAGGAAAAACAUUUCCUAAUGAAUUUAUGUCAACCAUCACCUUCUAGAUAAUCACAUCAUCAUCAAUAUUAAUGUCAAUCAGAAGUUUUAUGUCAAUUCUUGAUUCCUCUAGUUUAUUUUUGAUGUUCUAUUAACAGUUUUUGUGUUGAACUAAUGAGAGUUGAGGUUAUGGUAUUUUAAACUAGUAUUUAUUUUAAAAUAUAAAAAAAAAAACUAUUGUCUUUUCUAAUUUUUAUAUUCAUUGUUUCAUAAGAGACUGAGUUAAAAUGUUUUACUGCCAAUGUUAGAAUGUUUGAAAGCUAUGCAACCUAUCUGCAUAAGAGUCUUGAGAUAUUUUAUUACAGACCAGAAUGAUUGAUGUCAUAAUAAUCUUAUAUUAAAUAACUGUUAUUUGUUUACUUUUAUUAUUAAUAAGAAAAAUAAUUCAAUCAAUAA
Molecule: messenger RNA, 3127 nt
Organism: Chelonus insularis
Lineage: Eukaryota; Metazoa; Arthropoda; Insecta; Hymenoptera; Braconidae
Gene: Nrk
Product: Neurospecific receptor kinase
Exons: 6
Coding region: 519-2486 (655 amino acids)
Biological process (GO): multicellular organism development; cell surface receptor protein tyrosine kinase signaling pathway; positive regulation of neuron projection development
Cellular component (GO): plasma membrane; signaling receptor complex
Molecular function (GO): Wnt-protein binding; transmembrane receptor protein tyrosine kinase activity; ATP binding
Source: RefSeq, a predicted model, not a curated record